AUGGCGAAGAAGACAACGAUUGCUGGGAGGAGACGUCACACUGAAGAAGAUGGAUAUAAUGACAGCGAUGACGAUAUUUAUGACAGCCGUUCGCUGCGGUCUCCAGUCACAGAGAACCCUUAUAAACCGAACUUAAAGAGAACUUCCUGCGUCAGUUUAUUCAUAAGUGGACAGAGAGUACCUUCGUCAUACUCAGCAUUGGGCGAGAGUUCACCAAGCAGGUUGUUAGAUGAGCUCGCUGGCGGAUACCCCUACGUCUCGUUCGAUCAGCUGCUUCAAAUCAGCGACAUCAUUUCCUUGCACGUUCCACUCUCAGCCGCCACGACGCAUUUGAUCGGUGCUGCGGAAAUCUCAAAGGUGAUGCCCGGCGUGGUUAUCAUCAACACGGCCCGGGGUGCAGUCAUUGAUGAAGGGGACAUGGCUGUUGCACUGGAGAAUGGCCAUAUCGCUGCUGUCGGACUGGACGUGUACAAGAAGGAGCCGUUGAUUGACGAGCGUCUUGUUAAGAAUGAGCGAGCAUUGCGUGUGCCGCAUUUGGGGACACAUACUAAAGACCCUAGUCAAGGUGGAGUCCAUGGCUAUGGAAAACGCUACCCGGGGAGUUUGCGGCAAAGAAUUGUUGACCAUAGUCCCGGAGCAACUUGGCCGAGGUUUAUAGACAGUGAACUGUCAUCUCUGUAA
This is a messenger RNA of Ilyonectria robusta, 681 nucleotides long. RefSeq names its product D-isomer specific 2-hydroxyacid dehydrogenase. The record is from RefSeq and is a predicted model, not a curated record. Gene Ontology annotation, molecular function: NAD binding. NCBI's taxonomy places the organism in Eukaryota, Fungi, Ascomycota, Sordariomycetes, Hypocreales, Nectriaceae. The transcript has 2 exons. The coding region runs from base 1 to 681 and encodes 226 amino acids.